Molecule: messenger RNA, 447 nt
Organism: Orycteropus afer afer
Lineage: Eukaryota; Metazoa; Chordata; Mammalia; Tubulidentata; Orycteropodidae
Gene: CISD2
Product: CDGSH iron sulfur domain 2
Biological process (GO): autophagy of mitochondrion; regulation of autophagy
Cellular component (GO): intracellular membrane-bounded organelle; mitochondrial outer membrane
Molecular function (GO): 2 iron, 2 sulfur cluster binding
Source: RefSeq, a predicted model, not a curated record
GGAGGGGGCUCGGGAGGGGAGCGGACGCCGUCGGCGAGGAUGGUGCUGGAGAGCGUGGCCCGCAUUGUCAAGGUGCAGCUUCCUGCGUAUCUUAAGCGGCUUCCAAUCCCCGAGAGCAUUACCGGGUUCGCUCGGCUCACAGUUUCAGAAUGGCUUCGAUUGUUGCCUUUUCUUGGUGUACUUGCGCUUCUUGGCUACCUUGCAGUUCGACCAUUCUUCCCAAAGAAGAAACAACAGAAGGAUAGCUUGAUUAAUCUUAAAAUACAAAAGGAAAAUCCCAAAGUGGUGAAUGAAAUAAACAUUGAAGAUUUGUGCCUUACUAAAGCAGCUUAUUGUAGGUGUUGGCGUUCUAAGACGUUUCCUGCUUGUGAUGGUUCACAUAAUAAACACAAUGAAUUGACAGGAGACAAUGUGGGUCCACUAAUACUGAAGAAGAAAGAAGUAUAA